AUGCGCGUAUUUUAUUUCAUAAAAGCUCUCCAAAUUACGAUGGCUGCAAUCGGAAUCUAUCGGCUUCUGUUUGUCGAAGAACUAUGUGAGAUACGAGAAGUUCAGAUAGUGGUUGCAAGAGACCCCAGCCUUGAAGAAACUCAUGAGGAAAAUCUGAAGAGUGAAACGCUAACAUCGACAACAGUUACAAAGCAUACAGAGCUUCAGUCGUUACAUUCAUCUGUGCAAGUCGUCACCACUGAAACCAGCAAGGUACAGGAGACAACGACGGCGGAGAAACUAGGACUAGGAAAGUCAACUAAAAAGCUGCAAUCUUCGACUACCGACUCAGGCAAGAGCACUGCAAAAGAAUUUUCGAAUACUGCCGAUAGUUCUGUGAAGAAAAUAGUGAAAAAAGUGCUGAAUAAUGAUGAUAUUCCCGUUAUGACGGCAGCGAACUCUAGUGAAGAAUUCGACAACGAUGACGGAAACAGUACUGCUUCAUUCACAGUGAUGGUGACUGAAACCUCAACUAAGGCAGCAGUGGUGAACGAAAAGGCAGUAAGCAACAGGACGAACGACUACGUAAACGAGCACCUACUGCAAACUGCUAAUGAUAAAGUUCCAGAGGAAGCAUUCAGAAAAUCAGGCGCUAAGAUUAAACUUGUAAAUAGGGUGCAUAAUUGCUUACCGACUGGCAUAGGAGAUAUACUCGGGAUUGGCGUCGUCGACCUUCCAUAUGCUGCAGCUAUUUGUGUUCCAAUCAUCUGCUUAAUGGUGAGCAUUAUGAUCGCCUCUUUCAGCACCAUGAAUGCGUACAUGAACUUCUACAGGCCACACCGAGUGGUCGAUCGCCCUGAAUACGAAAAUUCAAUCUACAUGAGCACUGUUGAAGUCAAUGAAGAGAAUACGCUUUAA
This is a messenger RNA of Angiostrongylus costaricensis, 897 nucleotides long. The record is from the annotation of a GenBank genome assembly. Lineage: Eukaryota; Metazoa; Nematoda; Chromadorea; Rhabditida; Metastrongylidae.